Callithrix jacchus (white-tufted-ear marmoset) is the source of this 1273-nucleotide messenger RNA. The record is from RefSeq and is a predicted model, not a curated record. NCBI's taxonomy places the organism in Eukaryota, Metazoa, Chordata, Mammalia, Primates, Cebidae.
GAAAGACCAGAGAAGGGCUUGGACAGCUGAAGCCUGCGUCCGCGAGCAGGUCCGUGCGGACCCCGGCUUCAGGCCCGCUGAGUCCUGCGGGGCGGCCGUGGGGGACGCCAGGUCGCCGGCUCCUCUGUCCUGGUCGAGAUGGACAACGCCUCGUUCUCGGAGCCCUGGCCCGCCAACGCAUCGUGCCCGGGUCCCACGCUGGGCUGCUCCAACGCGUCGAGUCUGGCCCAGCUGCCGGCGCCGCUGGCGGUGGCCGUGCCAGUCGUGUACGCGGUGAUCUGCGCCGUGGGGCUGGCAGGCAACUCCGCGGUGCUGUACGUGCUGCUGCGGGCGCCCCGCAUGAAGACCGUCACCAACCUGUUCAUCCUCAACCUGGCCAUCGCCGACGAGCUCUUCACGCUGGUGCUGCCCAUCAACAUCGCCGACUUCCUGCUGCGGCAGUGGCCCUUCGGGGAGCUCAUGUGCAAGCUCAUCGUGGCCAUCGACCAGUACAACACCUUCUCCAGCCUCUACUUCCUCACCGUCAUGAGCGCCGACCGCUACCUGGUGGUGAUGGCCACCGCGGAGUCACGCCGGGUGUCCGGCCGCACCUACGGCGCCGCGCGCGCGGUCAGCCUGGCCGUGUGGGGGCUCGUGACUCUCGUCGUCCUGCCCUUCGCUGUCUUCGCCCGGCUCGACGACGAGCAGGGCCGGCGCCAGUGCGUGCUGAUCUUCCCGCAGCCCGAGGCCUUCUGGUGGCGCGCGAGCCGCCUCUAUACGUUCGUGCUGGGCUUCGCCAUCCCGGUGUCCACUAUCUGCGUCCUCUACACCACCCUGCUGUGCCGGCUGCACGCCAUGCGGCUGGACAGCCACGCCAAGGCCCUGGAGCGCGCCAAGAAGCGGGUGACCUUCCUGGUGGUGGCGAUCCUGGCCGUGUGUCUCCUCUGCUGGACGCCCUACCACGUGAGCACGGUGGUGGCGCUCACCACCGACCUCCCGCAGACGCCGCUCGUCAUCGCCAUCUCCUACUUCAUCACCAGCCUGAGCUACGCCAACAGCUGCCUCAACCCCUUCCUCUACGCCUUCCUGGACGGCAGCUUCCGCAGGAACCUCCGCCAGCUGAUAAGGUGCCGCUCGACCUCCUGACGCCCCGAGCAUCGGGCUCCCCACCGGCCCCGCCACCCCGGGCCCGCGCAGGAGGAACCGGCGCCAGCGGCCAGAGUGCGGGACCGGAGAGGCAGCCUCGGCGUCGCGGGGAAACUGACUCGCGCCCCACCCCCGACCUAGCGGAUGG